This is a messenger RNA of Triticum aestivum (bread wheat), 3814 nucleotides long. RefSeq names its product receptor kinase-like protein Xa21. The record is from RefSeq and is a predicted model, not a curated record. The coding region runs from base 43 to 3585 and encodes 1180 amino acids. NCBI's taxonomy places the organism in Eukaryota, Viridiplantae, Streptophyta, Magnoliopsida, Poales, Poaceae. The transcript has 2 exons. Gene Ontology annotation, biological process: protein phosphorylation. Gene Ontology annotation, molecular function: ATP binding; protein binding; protein kinase activity.
AAGCCAAAAAUCUCUCUCUAUCUACCUCUCUGUCUCGCACGUAUGCUCUCUGCCGCGUCCAGUCCACACUCCACAAUCGCUUUGCUUGCCACAGCACCGUCGGCCGGGGCGGCAACGGCAAUGGCAAUGGCAGCACUGUCCCUCCUCCUCGUCGCCGUCUUCUUCCUCGCGUGCUCCGUCGCCACUCACUUGCUGCCCGGCGCACCGGAGCCCGCUGCCUCUGCCGCCAGCGUCGAGGAUUACAACGCGCUGCUCUCCUUCAGGUCGCUCGUGAGGGGCGACCCGUCACGGGCCCUGGCGUCAUGGACGAGCAGCGGCGCCCACGACGGGCCCGCGCCGCCGCCGUGCCAGUGGCGCGGCGUGUCCUGCGGCACGACGGGCCGCCGCCGCGGCCGCGUCGUCGCGCUGGACCUCCCCGGGCUCGGCCUCCUCGGCACGCUCAGCCCGGCGCUGGCCAACCUCACGCACCUGCGGCGGCUCCACCUCCCCGGCAACCGCCUCCAGGGCGCGCUGCCGGCGGAGCUCGGCCGCCUGCGCGAGCUCAGCCACCUCAACCUCAGCGACAACGCCAUCGGGGGCCGCCUCCCGCCGUCGCUCUCCCGGUGCAGGCACCUCAGGACCGUCCUGCUCCACACCAACAAGCUGCAGGGGCACAUCCCACCGGAGCUGUUCCUCUCGCUUCGAAGCCUCGAGGUACUCAACCUCGGCCAGAACAGGCUAACAGGAAGCAUCCCUUCCAGCGUCGGCGGCCUCGUCAACCUCAAGCUGCUGGUCCUGGAGUUCAACAACCUGACAGGGGAUAUCCCAUGGCAGGUCGGCAGCCUCGCCAGCCUCGUUGGCCUCGGCCUUGCUUCCAACCAGCUGUCAGUCUCCAUCCCCGCCUCGCUGGGGAACCUGUCGGCGCUAACCGCUCUCACCGCCUUUUCGAACCGGCUGUCGGGGAGCAUACCCUCCUCAUUACAGGGCCUGUCAUCCCUCAGCACACUCCAUUUGGAAGACAACCACCUCGGCGGAACCAUACCUUCUUGGCUAGGCAACCUCUCGUCGCUGGCAUCCUUAAACCUCCAGAGCAAUGGUUUGGUGGGGUGCAUCCCCGAGUCUAUAGGGAACCUUGGGUUGCUUGAAGCCGUUUCGCUCGCGGAGAACAAGCUCGUCGGACAGAUACCAGACGCCAUUGGGAACCUCCAUGCCCUCGCUGAACUUUACCUAGACAACAAUGAGCUAGAAGGCCCCCUGCCACUCUCAGUGUUCAACCUCUCCUCUCUUGAGAUGCUCAACAUCCAACACAACAACCUCACCGGGGGCUUUCCGUCCGACAUGGGCGACACGAUGACGAGUCUCCAGUCCUUUCUUGUCUCUGAUAACCAGUUUCAUGGCGUGAUCCCGCCGUCCUUGUGCAAUGCCUCCAUGCUUCAGAUGGUCCAGACAGUAAACAACUUCCUAUCGGGAACGAUCCCGCAGUGCCUGGGGGCUCGCCAAGAUAUGCUCUCCGUGGUGAACUUUGCGGGGAAUCAGCUUGAAGCAACCAACGAUGCUGAAUGGGGCUUCCUGACUAGUCUAACCAACUGCAGCAAUAUGAUAUUAGUGGAUGUUAGUGACAACAAGUUCCAAGGCGUGCUACCGAAAUCAAUCGGCAAUUUGUCGACACAGAUGGAGUUUCUUGGCAUUGCAUCCAACAGCAUAGCAGGGACGAUAACUGAAGCGAUAGGGAACUUCAUCAACCUGGAUGAACUUGACAUGGAAAAUAAUCUUCUGGAGGGCACCAUCCCAGCAUCUCUCGGCAAGCUUAAGAAGUUGAAUCGGUUGUCAUUAUCAAAUAACAAUUUUUCAGGAUCCAUCCCAAUGGCUCUUGGAAAUCUUACAAAGCUUACAACCCUUCUGCUUAGCACUAAUGCGCUCAGUGGAGCCAUACCUUCUGCUCUCAGCAACUGUCCUUUAGAGCAGCUGGAUCUUUCUUACAACAAUCUUUCCGGCCCAACGCCUAAGGAGGUUUUCCUCAUCUCAAGCUUGUCGAGUACCAUGUAUCUUGCACAUAAUUCACUGACUGGGACUUUGCCUUCAGAAGUGGGAAAUCUCAGGAAUCUAGGUGAACUUGAUCUCUCUGAUAACAUGAUUUCAGGAAAGAUUCCUGCCAACAUCGGGGAGUGUCGAAGCUUACAAUACCUCAAUUUAUCUGGGAACCAUCUCGACGGGACGAUUCCCCUGUCACUAGGACAGUUACGGGGACUCCUAGUGCUUGAUCUUUCUCGGAAUAAUUUAUCUGGGAGCAUUCCUGAGUUCCUCGGUACCAUGAAAGGUCUUGCUAGUUUGAAUCUCUCUUCCAAUGAUUUUGAAGGUGAAGUUCCGAAAGACGGAAUAUUCCUUAAUGCAACUGCAACCUCAGUCAUGGGAAACAGUGCUCUGUGUGGUGGGAUCCCUCAACUCAAGUUGAAAAUGUGCUCCAGUCCCACUAAAAGGAGAAUAUCUUCAAAGCUUCUCAUGAUUAUCGCAGCAGGCGCCGGAAUUCUGUUGGUCAUACUAUCCGCAAUGUUUGUGUUAUGUAAAAGAAGCAAGCUUAGAAGAGCAAAGCCACAGAUAACUCUCCCCAGUGACAAAUACAUUAGAGUUUCUUAUGCUGAAUUGGCCAAGGCAACAGAUGGUUUCAAAUCCGAGAACCUCAUCGGGGUUGGCAGCUUUGGUGCAGUGUACAAGGGAAGAAUGGAGAUCUCUGGCCAACAAGUGGUGGUGGCAGUGAAGGUACUCAACCUGCAGCAUGCUGGCGCAUCCCGAAGUUUCGAUGCAGAAUGUGAGGCUUUGAGAUGUAUUCGCCACCGUAACCUUGUGAAGGUUAUAACAGUGUGCUCAAGUAUUGACUCUCGAGGUGGCGACUUCAAGGCUGUUGUGUUUGAUUUUCUGCCAAAUGGAAAUCUAGACCAGUGGCUACACAAGCAUAUCGAGGAAGAUGACGAACCCAAGAUGCUAGAUCUCAUUGAAAGACUUCAGAUAGCCAUCCACGUGGCUUCUGCGCUUGACUAUUUACAUCAUCAGAAGCCGUUUCCAAUUGUUCAUUGCGACCUCAAGCCAAGCAAUAUUCUCCUUGACAACAACAUGGUUGCUCAUGUCGGUGAUUUUGGGCUUGCAAGGUUCCUACAUGACGGACAUAAUGACAAGUCAGAGACACCAACUAGUAGUCGGACUGCAAUAAGAGGAACAAUUGGUUAUGUGGCUCCAGAAUAUGGACUUGGCAAUGAAGCCUCAAUCCAUGGUGAUGUCUACAGCUACGGUAUACUGCUGCUCGAGAUGUUCACCGGUAAAAGACCCACAGGCUCUGAAUUCGGAGAAUUGCUUAGCCUUCAUAAGCACGUACAAAUGGCACUGCCAGACCAAGCGGCUACUGUCAUUGACCAAGACCUAUUAAAAGCAGAAAGUAAUGGCAAAGGAACGGAAGGGGGGUAUCACAGCAGCGAAGACACGAGAAUUAGUUGCAUCGUCUCGAUUCUGCAGGUUGGAAUUUCAUGCUCCAAAGAGACACCAACUGAACGCAUUCAAAUUGGAGAUGCAUUGAGAGAGUUGCAGAUAAUCAGAGAUAAGUUUUACGCGCAUUAGUGAUCUCCUUGGUGAAUUGGCAAAAUAUAGCCAAGGCAUACUGAAGCAUGCUUGUGAGGAUCAUGCAGGUAACCUAGUCGUUUUAACUCUGUAAUAAGAUGCUGAAAGCUGAAGAUCCUCCAUCAGAGGCAUCUUAAGGAGUCAACGACAAUUCUCUUGAUUUUUCAGUGUCGACAGGAAAGCCAAGAAAUUCCAGAUAAGGAACUGAAGAAACUUAACUUACAAUUAA